AUGCUUGUUGAAGUCGAUAAAGUUUCAAUCCAGAGAAGAGGAUAUCGUCCUUUUUGGAUGGGAUCACAGCCUCUUUUUUCAGUAAAGGUUAAAUGCAACCAGACAGAAUCCCCUGUGGUCUCUGUGAAUAACAGAAGAAGUUGUAGAAUAGGGCUUGUGUUUGAAACAAAUGCAUCUGAAGAUCAACUUGCUCUUGUGUUAACACUUAACAAUGAAAUUGUAAACAUUCCUCUUGUAUUAGACACAUUUGUGAUUCCUGUUUUGUUUAAAAACUACAAAGUGACUAUCUUUGUGAGAGUCAUAGACCGGCCUUACUUUUCUCUUUACGAAAUGAACUCGCUGCAGAUGUCUUUGACAGAUCCAUCCGAUUUGGUUCCAAAUAUCCAGUCCUUUUCAACCUACUACAGCACGAAAAAUGGCCUGAUCAAGCGCUAUUUAUACGACGGAAACAGCUACAAAGUCAACCCAAAGACAUUUGAGGUCACUGACUACUUCCCAAUCCUGCAAAACCCCAUUAUCGCAGAAGCCCACAGAUACACGCUUUCUCUUCUGAAAGUCGGCAUCACUAAGAGCUCAAAAGAAGACGAGGCAUUUUUACGGAACCUUCGAAGGCUUAGAAGCUCGCCCAAAAUGUUUAUUUCCAUAUUUUUCCACAUCUCGCUAGAGGCUUCCCGAGAGUCGAUUCUGCAUUCUCUCUAUAGACUAUAUGCAAAUCCGUGCUAUAAAAAGGAUCUAUAUAAAAGAAUAACAGUCAAGUUCGUUGGGGAAAUGGGGGAGGACCACGGUGCUCUUCGCAAGGAGUUCUUUGAGCUUGCAGGAAACGAGAUUGUGCAGGACAGCCGGUUCUCCCUUGUAAAGGGGCUUUUCGAUCUGGCAACAUCUUCCGAGCUGGCAGAUGAAGCCCGCCCUAAGAAAUAUGUUCUUGAUGUUACUGACACACAGUUCUAUUCUUUUGUGGGCUUCUUUAUUGGGCAUGUCAUCUUCCAGCAGGUGCAGAUAAGCGUGCGCUUCACCAAGAGAUUCUACAUGGCUCUUCUGAAAAAAGAAAGCACGUACAAUGAUAUUACAGAUGAAACCCUGAAAAACAGUAUAGAUUGGAUUAAAAAUAACUCAGUUAGCUCAAUGGACUUUGUGUUUAAGUCCAAUAAGUUAGUAAAUAACAGCAACAAAAACGAGUUUAUUAAAGAGCUUAUAUACGAAGAAACAUUUGGAAAAUUUCCAGGAUAUUCUUCUAUGGCGCAGGGCUUUGCUAAAGCCGUCUCAGAUGUCAUAUUUAGCUUUGAGCCACACCACCUGGAGCGGCUGCUUUCUGGUGUCGCGCAAAUUUCUGUUAGCCAUCUGAAAUCACUUGCAGUCUAUCGGGACUGCACUGUGAACACGGAAGAAGUUGUAAAUUUCUGGCGCAUUCUAGAGUCCUCAAACGAGCAGUUCAAGCGGGAUCUUCUUCGAUUUGUUACGGGAUCUUCUUCUCUUCAGAAUAUACCUGGCUCUGUUUCAGAGUGCAUCAUUAUUACACAGAUAAAGAUACAAGGGUCUCUUCCAACGGCAAAUACGUGCUUUAGAAGGCUAGUAUUAUACAAGUAUUCUUCGUACUCUGAGUUGAAAAAUAAGCUAGAGAGAUCUAUAAAAGAAAACGGAGGCUUUCACUUUAUAUAA
This is a messenger RNA of Nematocida ausubeli, 1656 nucleotides long. RefSeq lists its product as uncharacterized. Bases 1 to 1656 code for a protein of 551 amino acids. Gene Ontology annotation, molecular function: ubiquitin-protein transferase activity. Lineage: Eukaryota; Fungi; Microsporidia. The record is from RefSeq and is a predicted model, not a curated record. The transcript has a single exon.